Messenger RNA from Pundamilia nyererei, 2177 nucleotides. Its product is annotated as zinc finger protein aebp2-like. Lineage: Eukaryota; Metazoa; Chordata; Actinopteri; Cichliformes; Cichlidae. The coding region runs from base 462 to 1826 and encodes 454 amino acids. Gene Ontology annotation, biological process: regulation of transcription by RNA polymerase II. The record is from RefSeq and is a predicted model, not a curated record. The transcript has 8 exons. Gene Ontology annotation, cellular component: ESC/E(Z) complex.
UGGACUGUGGGCCGGUCGCUAGUCUAUAACUGGACAACCAAUCGCAGUCAAGUUCACACCUACAGGAAUGACCGAGUAACCACAUCUAUGGCUGCGGGAGGAAGCUGGAGCAUCAGGAAACUGCACAAAAGCCCGGAUGAUGGAUUCGCACUCAGACACGUGUAUAAGUUACACGUUAACGUCAAAGCUACUUCUGGGUUAUCAGUGUUAUUCGUAACUUACGGUUAAACUACAAACACGGUCUUCCUCGCGAGUUAACUGAGCGCUAACGUUACAUUUAACGGUGAACGACAAAGUGUGCCAUCUUCAAAUAGACCAGCUUCGGCAUCGCUGACGUCGACGUCAUCAAACCCCCUGUUGUGCUUUACGCUACAAGCAAGCGUGAGUGCAACAAGGAGGGCAGCCCGAGGGCAACUUUUCCGGUGAAACGUCACAAAAAUAGCCUUUGGUGUUGCUCGAAAAUGCGGCAGAUAACGACGGAAAGAGCCGAACAAGAUUAUCAGCGGACGUCGAAAGAAAACGACACCGGUGAGACGACCGUAACCGGCAUGGAAGGACAGGCCGUCCCCGAUCCUAAACAGGAACCGGGCGACAACAACGACAGCAGGAAAGCGGAGACCAGCGGAGUGAGUGGCCGCGAUGCGGCGGAGGAGCACGGAGACGCCCCGUCCCCCGUCCCCGACCAAGAAACCGCUCCGCGUACCGAAAAGUCGGCUGUUGGCGAAAGGGCCCCGAACCUCGAACUGUGUGAAGCCGCGAAAAGUCCCGCACAGGGCAGCUUGGCAAGUAGCACCGAUUUCGCACAAGAGGGCUCCCGGGUGCUGAAACAAGAACAAAGAGAGGGGGGGAACGCGUCCGCCUCACCGCCUGCUGACCACACAAAGACCGCGGACAAGCCUGAGCACGGCAUCAAGAGACGGGCCAGCACGGAGCUCACCUCGUCGGACGGAGAGCCGCUCAGCCGGAUGGAUUCAGAAGACAGUAUCAGCUCCACUCUGAUGGACAUGGAGAGCACAGCGUCCAGCGGUCGCUCCACCCCCGCUAUGCUGAACGGUCACACAGGUGGAGUAGCAGGGAGUGGUUCACUGGUGGCAGGGGGCAAAUCUCUGAGCUACACCUGCUGCUGGGAUCACUGCCAGCUGCUGUUUCCCAGCAGCCCUGACCUGGCUGAGCACAUCAGAGCAACACAUGUGGAUGGACAGAGAGGCGGGGUGUUUGUGUGUCUGUGGAAGGGCUGCAAAGUCUACAACACGCCAUCCACCAGCCAGAGCUGGCUGCAGAGACACAUGCUGACCCACAGUGGAGACAAACCUUUUAAGUGUGUAGUCGGGGGCUGCAACGCCACGUUUGCUUCCCAGGGGGGGCUCGCACGCCACGUCCCCACGCACUUCAGCUCCCAGAGCUCGUCCAAAAUGUCCAGCCAGAGUAAAGUCAAAGAGGAAUCUCCAUCCAAGGCCGGCCUCAACAAGAGGAGGAAGCUGAAGAACAAGCACAGGCGCUCGCUCCCACGACCUCACGACUUCUUUGACGCUCAGACCAUGGACGCCAUCCGCCACCGAGCCAUCCUUCUCAAUCUAGCAACACACAUCGAGAGCCUGGGUAAUGGACACAGUGUAGUCUUCCACAGCACGGUAAUUGCCAAAAGGAAGGAGGACUCUGGGAAAGUGAAGGUCCUGUUGCACUGGACACCUGAGGACAUACUGCCCGACGUGUGGGUGAACGAGAGCGACAGAGUGCAGCAGAAGACCAAGGUGGUUCAUCUGUCCAAGCUGCCCUCAGACACGGCUGUCCUCCUGGACCCGAACAUCUACAGAAUGUUCUUCUGAGCGGCUCGUGGUGACCUCGGCUGUCGCUCCCUCGUCGGUGGGACGUAGAGGGACUUGUUUGUUGUGAUUCGUGUAGCCUCCAGUGUUUUCUACAUUAGGUGCUGACUUUACUGAGUGUAUGUAAGUGUAAGUAACACAACUAGGCUGGAAACUGACAGCUGUAACUGUAGAGAGAAGCAGUCUUUGUAAAUACAGGAGAUUUGUAAUAUAUUUUUAUACUUUGGAUUUUACCUGGACUGUAGAUAGACGUCUUUUUUCUGCCAGAACAUUUUGGAUAUUUUAAAAGAGGAUAUGUUCAUCGUGCAUACACUGACACUGUUCUGUAUGAUGUCAUUAAACUUGUCCAGUGUC